Molecule: messenger RNA, 714 nt
Organism: Zygotorulaspora mrakii
Lineage: Eukaryota; Fungi; Ascomycota; Saccharomycetes; Saccharomycetales; Saccharomycetaceae
Gene: MRT4
Product: ribosome assembly factor MRT4
Exons: 1
Coding region: 1-714 (237 amino acids)
Biological process (GO): ribosomal large subunit biogenesis; ribosomal large subunit assembly; rRNA processing
Cellular component (GO): nucleolus; preribosome, large subunit precursor
Molecular function (GO): RNA binding
Source: RefSeq, a predicted model, not a curated record
AUGCCAAGAUCAAAACGUUCAAAGCUAGUUACGCUAGCAAACACUGAAAAGAAAGGUAGAGAAAACAAAGAAAGAAUUUUUGAUGAAGUCAGGGAAGCUUUAGAUACCUAUAGAUACGUCUGGGUACUACACCUGGACGAUGUGAGAACUCCUGUCUUGCAGGAAAUUAGGUCUUCCUGGGCUGGUUCUAAGCUGAUUUUGGGAAAGAGAAAGGUUUUAGAAAAAGCAUUAGGAAGCAAGAGAGAAGACGAGUACAAGGAAAAUCUUCAUCUAUUAGCUAAGGAUUGCGCAGGUGUUACUGGAUUGCUAUUUACUGAUGAAUCCUCCCAGACAGUCGAAGAUUACUUCAAAACAUACAGCAGAUCUGACUACUCAAGACCAAAUUCUAGAGCUCCGCUAACAUUCACCAUCCCUGCCGGUAUCAUUUAUUCUCGUGGUGGACAAAUUCCUCUUGAAGAAGACGUACCAAUGGUUCACUCCUUGGAGCCUACUUUGAGAAAUAAAUUUCUCAUCCCGACGAAAAUUAAGGCUGGUAAAAUUACACUAGAAACACCUUUUACGGUCUGUGAAAAGGGAGAGAAGCUUGAUGUCCGUAAAGCACUGAUACUCAAGCAAUUUGGUAUUGCUGAUUCUCAGUUCAAAGUGAAAGUAGCUUCCUACUACGAUACUGAAUCGUCAGACGUGAAAAAAGUAUCUAUUAAUAUGGAAAAAUGA